Ylistrum balloti is the source of this 1145-nucleotide messenger RNA. Its product is annotated as chromatin assembly factor 1 subunit A-like. The coding region runs from base 88 to 1101 and encodes 337 amino acids. NCBI's taxonomy places the organism in Eukaryota, Metazoa, Mollusca, Bivalvia, Pectinida, Pectinidae. The record is from RefSeq and is a predicted model, not a curated record. The transcript has 5 exons.
GGUACGUUGACCAUUAGAUAAAUACAUACUUAUUAUUUCUGUCAUGGCCUCUUUAAUGUUUGCUGUCAAGAAAAUUCAUAUGGAACGAUGAUAGAAGUAGAUGAUCUCAAGGACGGCUGCCGAGAAACUGGACAGAACAGUCAUCAUAGCAAUGAGGUUAUAGAAAUGUAUACUCCACAUGUGACUGAGGACCAUAGCAUGGAUCAUCUAGAACACGAUUUUGAUCCACACGAGAGUGAUGAUCCAGACCUGUCUGUAGGCUCAUUUGACAUAGCAGCAGAGACGGUUGUCACGACAACAAACUUGCCUCUUCAUGACCCAGAAAUCAUUAUAAUCAAUAGCCAAUCAGAGUCCUGUAACGAUGUUGUGUGUCCAUCACUGUUGUUCGACGAUGUUAGAAAUAUCACUGGGUCUGAGUCAAGUGAAGGGGAUGAAAGCAAGUUGAUGCCUGCACCUGUUAUGACAGAAUCAGAGUUAUCUGCCCUUAAUUUGUGCUUAGAACAUACUGAUGCUGCAAGUCAGAGGUCAGCCAUCAACAACAAUGUACAGAACAGUCCAUUUGUUACGCCAGAUGUGUCAGACUGUGACCUUCAGACUGUCCUCUCCCUGGAAGACACAACGAAACGGGAGAGGGCUCGGUUGUUGAAACAGAGGCUGCGGAGGAAUCCUUCAUUCAGAGAAAAAGAAAAGGAACAAGCAAGAGCCAGAAUGAGAAAUAAACGAAAUGACCCUGAAUAUCGGGAAAAAGAACGAAGGAAGGACAGAGAGAGACGCAAGAUUGUACGGCAUGUGAACGAAGAGGCGCGCCAAAGGGAACGUGAAAGAGACAAAGUUCAAAAAAGACUAAAUAGGGAAAACAUGAAAGAAUUAAAACAAUUACAUAGUCAUGAAUCUCUGGUGGGUGUGGCAGACACACUAUAUGUGGAAAACUGUUUUGUUAUAUCAGACUCAAGUGAGCAGGGCUACUGGACAAGUGAACAUGUGAUUGGUUCAAAUUCUGAUUCUAUUAUUCAAUCUGAUUCAAGGACAGAUGAGGAGGAUGGGUCAUUGUUACCAUUGGAUUUUGUUGACAAGGUUACAGUGGAUACAAAUAUUGGAUGACAUUGUCAGCUCAUAUUAAAUUAUUAAAUAAAUCAGUAAAAGAU